CCUGGGAAAAGUUCCAAGACGCUUGUUUAUUUCAGAAUUGCAAGCAUACGUACGUCCAGGACGUGCAAGAUAAUGCCCGAGUACAUGUUGUGCCGAAUCUGCUUGACAGAGGACAUCAACUCGGAGGCGAUGGCGCCCCUGUUCGAUGACAACGACGCCCAGUGCCGGGAGCUGGUGCGCAAGAUUGAAGAAGUGGGCAGCAUAAAGCUGGUGCCGCUGCAGAACAUCCCCAGUAUGUUGUGCUACAGCUGCGUGGAGCGACUGACCAGUGCCCACAAGUUCCGGGAGCUUUGCCAGGAGAGCGAGCGCACAUUUGCCACCAAUGUAGUCAAGGCCGAGAUGAAGUCGGAGCCAACGGACGAGGUGCCGCACGUAGUGGCUGACAACAUUGAGUACAUCUACGAAUCGGCCAACGACUUCAUCGACGGUGUCGAGGAUGACAUCGGAAUGGAGAACAUCAUGGAGGAGCCCCUGGAGGAUGGUGUCGGGGAAACGUCGCAGGCCUACGAGACUAGCACUGUAGUGGACGACCUGGACGAGGAUGACUUGCUGGUGCCGAAUAGCACCGAUAGCGACUACCAGCCCAUCGAGCGCUGCCGCAAAGCUAAGGUGCGUAAAACGCGGAUGACUAAACGUGGACGUGGCCGACCUCGCGGUGCUAGCUCCGGACACCCACGCAGUUUUAGCGAGGAGCGUCCGCCUGUUCAAGCUAGCUUCAAAUCAUCUCCCGAAGUAUCCUCCACGAACAUUAUGUGCGAAAUCUGCGGCAAUAUCUACUCCAAGCGAGCCGCUCUCAACAUUCAUAUGCGUCGUCAUAUGGCCGAGAAACCAUUUAAAUGCGAAAUAUGCAGCAAAUCCUUCGCGGGUCCAUCCGAGCUAAAUCGCCAUAUCCGCGUUCACACGGGCGAGAAACCAUUCUUGUGUAAAUAUUGCAACCGCUCGUUUGCGGAUCGCAGCUCCAAUAUUCGUCAUGAAAGAACACACACAAACGAGCGACCUUUCACUUGCUCCACAUGCGGCAAGGCAUUCUCCUACUCUAACGUGCUAAAAAACCAUAUGCUCACCCACACGGGCGAGAAGCCUUUUCUCUGUCGAGUCUGCAAUAAGACCUUUUCCCGCAAGCACCAGUUGGAUCAGCAUUUGGGCACCAUGACCCACCAACAGACUGUAAUACACCACAAAAACGAACGGACGGGGCGCUAUUAGUCGAAAACAAUGCAAUACAAUUUCUGUUAGAUAAUUCAUUAAUGUACAUUUAAUUAUAUAUAAAAAUUGUAAAAUAAAAAAGAGUACAAAUGGUCAGACCGGAUGUGUAAAAU
Molecule: messenger RNA, 1319 nt
Organism: Drosophila melanogaster (fruit fly)
Lineage: Eukaryota; Metazoa; Arthropoda; Insecta; Diptera; Drosophilidae
Exons: 6
Coding region: 73-1206 (377 amino acids)
Cellular component (GO): nucleus
Molecular function (GO): zinc ion binding
Source: RefSeq, marked reviewed